This is a messenger RNA of Thlaspi arvense, 291 nucleotides long. The record is from the annotation of a GenBank genome assembly. Lineage: Eukaryota; Viridiplantae; Streptophyta; Magnoliopsida; Brassicales; Brassicaceae.
AUGAUUCCCACUAGACACCUGUGUCGUCCUGAACAAAGGGAUGCACUUCUCGAGUUCAAGAACGAGUUUGAGAUUGGGAAGUCUUCUUUUGAUAGCCAUGCUAGCCCUUAUCCGAAGACGGAGUCAUGGGGAAAAAGCAGUGAUUGUUGUUAUUGGGAAGGUAUCACGUGCGAUACCAAGUCUGGGGAAGUGAUCGAGCUAGAUCUCAGUUGCAGUUGCCUCCAUGGCAGGUCAAAUUCCAUCCUCAAUUGGAAACCUUUCACAUCUCACCUCCCUCCGUCUUUCUUAUAA